This is a messenger RNA of Lacerta agilis (Sand lizard), 1606 nucleotides long. RefSeq names its product beta-1,3-galactosyltransferase 5-like. NCBI's taxonomy places the organism in Eukaryota, Metazoa, Chordata, Lepidosauria, Squamata, Lacertidae. The transcript has a single exon. The record is from RefSeq and is a predicted model, not a curated record. Gene Ontology annotation, cellular component: membrane. Gene Ontology annotation, molecular function: N-acetyl-beta-D-glucosaminide beta-(1,3)-galactosyltransferase activity. The coding region runs from base 88 to 1113 and encodes 341 amino acids.
GGCGAGAGAGCAAAGGCCAGCACUCCUGCCCAGCUGUGUCUCCUUGCCGCAAGCGACAGGAUGUGACCAGAGGCUGCCGGGACUGCCAUGCACCGCUCCCCAUGGCCCCGAGGCGCCCCUGGGGCUCAAAGGGUCUGGUCUGCCUGUCUCCUCCUCUCCUCCAUCCCAUUCUGGUGCCUCCUGCUCCUGCCUGAUGGUGCCCAGAAGCUGCGCUGGGCCUCCAGACCUUUCUUUGCUGCCUGGCAGGAGCCCCCCCAGAGGACCCACUCCGCAGCCGGAAAUUCAGCCCACCAGGGUGUGGACUUUGGGCCUCUGCAGCCACACUGUGAGCCUGGACAGGUGCUCUUAAUCCUCGUGACGUCGGCCCCAGGAAACGCAGCCUCCCGGCAGGUGAUCAGGCGGACCUGGGCUGCGCGAGAGAAGCCCCCGCCUUACCAGUGGCAGGUCGUGUUCCUGAUAGGCCAGAGCCCAGGCGAGGGGGCCUCCCGGCAGAUCCGGCAAGAGCAGGAGGACUUUGGGGAUGUCCUGGUCGGGAAUUACCUGGACACCUACCGCAACCUCACCCUGAAGGUCCUGCAUGGCGUGCGGUGGGCCCUCAGCCGGUGCCGGCCCAGCUACCUCCUCAAGACGGACGACGACUGCUUUGUCAACACCGAGCGGCUGCCGGAGUUCCUGGCCAGGCAAAACCCCCUCCGGACCGGCCUCUAUGCAGGAUCCGUCUUUGCCCGGGAGAAGCGGAAAGUCAUCCGGCAUCCCUCCAGCAAGUGGUACGUGCCAAGGGAAGCCUAUUCCCCGGAAGAAUACCCGCCGUACGCCAGCGGCAUUGGCUAUGUCCUGUCCCUGGACGCAGCCGCGAGGGUCCUGCGGGCGGCCGAGAGCGUCCCCAUCAUCCCAGUGGAAGACGCCUACGUGGGCAUCUUGGCUCAGCGGGCAGGGCUGCGGCCAAAGUCCAGCGCCCGCUUUGCCAAGCAGAACGCCAGGUGGCGAGUGUGCAACUUCCGCUAUCUGAUGGUGGUCCACAGCCUCGGUGCGCCAGAGCAGGAGCUGGCCACGCGGAGAAUGCGGGAAGCCCGGCACGCCUGCAGAGACAGGCCGGAGGUCACCAGGUGGUGAGCUGGAGAACGCAGCAUUGUGGGGGGGGGGCUUGCCCUCCUGCUGCUCCGAGUGCGGAUCGCACCAAGAGCCUAGCACUGUCCUCCUCAGGCUCCUUCCCCAACACCAACCUCCAGCUAGAGAAAGCAAGUCCUGCUAGCAUUUUUGGCGGAAAGGUGGGAUAUAAAGGAAACAAACAAUCUUCUGUAGGCCCAGCAGAGCCUGGAUGUGCCAAGAGCGUCUUGGCAAAAACAGGGAGCCCCAGGAAGAAACGAGGCUCCACCUUCAAGGCUGCCAGGCACCCUUGGCCCAACACGGCCCACUCUGACCGGCAGCAGCUCUCCUACAUCCCAGGCAGAGGGAGGGCUUUGUCACUGGACUUGAACCUGGAGGAUGUGAUCCAGCACUGGGUGUUUUGUGCCUGUUCCAGCAGCCGGAAUGAGGACUGCAAAGCCCGCAGGAAACUCUGCAGCGGCCAGGCAAAACACCCUCCCCUCAUACGUAUAGUGGCGCU